Molecule: messenger RNA, 687 nt
Organism: Leucoraja erinaceus (little skate)
Lineage: Eukaryota; Metazoa; Chordata; Chondrichthyes; Rajiformes; Rajidae
Product: putative serine protease 45
Exons: 2
Coding region: 343-681 (112 amino acids)
Biological process (GO): proteolysis
Molecular function (GO): serine-type endopeptidase activity
Source: RefSeq, a predicted model, not a curated record
AGCCAGCAUCUGCAAUUCCUUCCUACACCCUACACACCCUUACGUUGAAACCACUUCACAAACUAUAGACCACUUAACGAGAAUUGUCAAAAUCCUAUUGGUAUACUGUCUCAGUUGGUGUAAAGAGGACACAACACCCACGAGCACAGGAUUGAAACCCUAUCUUUCCGCACUUUUACAGGAUGUGGUGUACCAACAGUGAGAUAUAAAAGCAACUUUGCCAGAGGGAUACGCAUUGGAGAGUUCCCCUGGCAGGUCCAUCUACAACUGAAGUGGAAAUACCUGUGUGGUGGGGACAUACUCAGCCGGUGGUGGGUUGUGACCACAGCGCACUGCAUCUUCAUGUAUUCUGAAGCUCUGUUUGAAAGUCUGGUCAUUGUGACUGGCACACUCAAGCUGGAAGGCAUGCAGAUUAUUUAUGGAGUUCACAAGGUCAUCUUGCACGAAUACUUUAUUUUUGAACUGUUUGGGGUUAAAAUCCCAGACAAUGACAUUGCUCUCGUCAUGGUGAAGGAACCAAUCGUAUUUAACAAACUUGUGUCGCCCAUAUGCUUCCCCGAUGACCGCUACCUUGACAUGAGCACACUGGAGAACUGUUGGGUCACUGGAUGGCAGAUGUUAAGUCUUGGUAAUUAUUGUCACUUUCUUUCAAUAUUGUGUGCGUUUGUUUCCCUCCGAUGAACCCCA